Molecule: messenger RNA, 1578 nt
Organism: Mizuhopecten yessoensis (Yesso scallop)
Lineage: Eukaryota; Metazoa; Mollusca; Bivalvia; Pectinida; Pectinidae
Product: pheromone-processing carboxypeptidase KEX1-like
Exons: 4
Coding region: 136-720 (194 amino acids)
Source: RefSeq, a predicted model, not a curated record
GUCUGCUGCUAUUGAGUCACGUGUGUGUUUAAAGAGAGCCGAGUGUAGGGUGGGCACCAGUUAGAAGAGCGUCGUCCUAGGGUAGAUCUGUAUAUACCGGGCAGGUACUGGUAUCUGAGUCGGAGAAAAUAAGACAUGGCAACCGUAAGGAUGUGGACCCUUGUGGGGCUGGCCCUACUGUGUACGAUGCUAACUGUUCAGGCAGAUGAUGACGCAACCCCCGGCCCCGGUGGUGAGCACGGAAAAGACAUGGAGAGAGACGGAGACGAUCAUUUCGGCUACAAACACGACAAGGACGACGACGGCGACGAUGAUGAUGAUUGCGAAGAUCACGACGACGAUGACAAGGAUGAUCAUGGAAGAAAGGGAGAUGACAUGCACAAGGAAGGCGACAAGGAUGGUAAACACAAAGAAGAUGGCAAAGAGGAACACAACGAGCACAGUAAGAACAAGAGAUGUCGCCGCAAGAAAAUAGCCAAGAUCUUAAUCAUUGUCGGCCUUGGCAUCGUUGUCAUCGGCACUGGCGUCGGCGUGGUCAUCUGUUGUGUGCGUCACAAACGUCAGAUGAGAAGAAACGUAACUGACUCCAGGACAAAUCUACAUGUGCCCGGUGCCCGCGAGAAUGUGUACAUCGUCACAGACACCAAACCGCAGCAGGAGAAACCGUCCGUACUCGCCUUUCCCGUAGUGUCACACGCGCCCCUUCCAGGAAAGGAGUAAAGCACGGAGUGUGACCUGAAAAUUACUCGCAUCAUACUGUGGACCUUGAUAACAACUUAUAGACGCAAUCACCAUGCGUUAAGAAUGUUAAGAAUUGACAGAGGGGGAGGAGCGAUGUCGACCCCCAUCUUUACUAUGCAUCAAAAGAUUUCCAGGGAAAUGAUAUUUUUUUGUGUUGUCUAUGUCCAACCCUGGUGAUAAACAUGACGUUAGAGAAUGAAACCCUCCCAUGUGAUACUAGUAUAUUCAUGUCAAUGCACGUGAUUUUAGUUAGAAUAAAUUGUAUCAAGCAUCAUUCCCGAGUAAAAUCAUUGAUAUCUCAUAUAAAUUUGAAUAGUUUGGAAUUUUUCUUGGUAUUUUUUGGUUUUUAUGCAUGUCUAACAUGCACAUUUUUGCAGCUGUAUUAAUCCAGAAAUUAUCACUAAAUGAAAUGAUAGUUUGAUAUAUAAAACCUAAAUUUAUGCUUGAUACAAACUCUUCAUAUAAGUGUAUGGUGUUGUCUGCGAUUUCAUGUUUAUUUUUAUUCUUAUAGAUUUACAACAAAAAAGAAAGAUUUUCUCAUUUUCUUGAAUCAGUGUUAUUCUUCAUGUGUGUGGCUUUAAGCAGACAAUAGAUAAAAUUCACCACAAACCAACAUGUGUAUUAUCAAUUUACACCAUUGCAAUUAACGUAGAUAUAUAUCUCAGAACUUCGUCAUCUCAGCUUUCUUCGAUUUCUCGAAGGUCUUAUUAUUGCUUACAAUUUAAAAGUAAGAUUGUGAUCAUUAUCGUCCUUGCUUGUAGCUGACUUGUGUAAAUACACAUGUGUCCUGAUAAUGAUGUUUGGUUGUUUUUUGUAAUUAAAAUCGUAAAAAAUGUU